Molecule: messenger RNA, 2592 nt
Organism: Emiliania huxleyi CCMP1516
Lineage: Eukaryota; Haptophyta; Isochrysidales; Noelaerhabdaceae
Exons: 3
Coding region: 1-2592 (863 amino acids)
Molecular function (GO): protein binding
Source: RefSeq, a predicted model, not a curated record
AUGCCGCCGACCACACAUCAGGUAGUGGGGCGCCCUCUGCUGGCCGCGUUGGCCCUCGUGGCCGCCGGCGCCGAGCAGUACCUCGUCUUUGAGCAAGAGUGCUGCAGCGCCCAGCCGCAGCCAGCUGCGCGCGCCCUCACGUCGGCGGUGCUGCAGCACCCCGUCUCGGCCGCCGUGGUGAGCGGACAGCGGGUUUGGUCGUUUGGUGGCAUGAGUGGGAGCGACACGAGCUCCGUCUUUGCCGACCUGUGGAUGUACGCGGUCGGCGACGGCACCUGGCUCGAGCUCUCCCCCGCCGGGCUGCGCCCACGCGCCCGCCGCGGCGCGCCGAUGGCAGCCUUCUCCAACCAGCUGGCGGUGCUGUGGGGUGGAUCGCAGUCGACGGGGUCGACGGCCGCGCCGCUGAGCCCCGAAACCACCCAGACGGUCUUCAUGCUCGACCUGCACCGGAGCCUCCCCCGCUGGCAGAUUGUGACUGUCUUGACCACGCCGGUCGCCGUGGCCACAACCGGCGUCACCUCGGACGGCUCACCGCCCGCGGAGCGGGAGCGCCACACCGCCACGCUGGUGAAGCUGCCCUUUGUGCCGGGCGAUCCCGAUGGCAUGGUCGUCUUCGGAGGGCAGGAUGCCACUGGCGUUGGCCUGAGCGACGUUCACGCCUUGCACUUCAACGCAGAUGCGACGCAGCCAGAGGGCCGCUGGUACUCACUCUCGCCAUCGGGGGAGACGCCGCCACCGCGGCUGGGGCACUCAGCGUGCGCCGCCUUUGAGAACCUGAUUGUCUUUGGAGGGGUCAACCCGCUCGCCCUGACGCAGAGGAUGUAUUCUGACGUGCACAUCCUCAGCCUGCACGGCAACCGUUGGAGUGCGCCCGUGCUGGUUGGCACCGACGAGCCGCCCGGGCGGGAGGGGCACGCGAUGCUGUACGUGGCCGGCACGGCCACCGUCUUUGUCUUUGGCGGCGUCAAUGCCGCGGGCGAUAUCCUCUCCGACCUCUGGUCCUUCUCCGUCUACUCAGCGGUGGCGGGUCAGCUCGCGUGGACACGCCCGAUCGCCAUGUCGGACGCCCCGCAGCCGCGCUGGGGAGCGACGGCGCUGGCGUCCGCGUCGUCGGCGCUGCUGAUGGGCGGUCUCAGCACGGGGCACGCACCACUCUCGGACGUCUGGAGCUUGCGACCCGGCUGCGGGGGCAAUCUGACGCUCUCGGCGGCGCGCGGCUCGUUCGGCGACGGGAGCCACCAGUACCCCUCGAACGUGGACUGCCGAUGGCUCAUCCAGCCGGCGGUGGCAAACGCCAACGUGCGCGUCUCCUUCUCCUCUCUGCACAUCCUCGAUCCCGCGGACCGUGUCCUCCUCUUCGAUGGCUCCGACGUCCUCGCGCCUCGGCUCAACGGCAACGGCUACACGGGCGAGAUGCUACCGCCUUCGACUACGUCCACCGGCAUGAGCAUGUUGGUCCAGUUCACCUCGGACGGCUCGGACGUGUCGGGAGGCUUCGAGGCGGUUUACGAGGCGGUGUGCCGGCCAGGCUUCACCUUCUCCGAGUACAGCAACGACUGCGAGCCCUGCCCCAUCGGGUCGUAUGCGGCGGGGCCCGACUCGCCUUGCGCCCAUCCGCUAGCCGCACUGCUCACCGCGCGGCACCUCGGACUGCAGGCGGGGUACGCGAGCAACGGGCUGCUGGGUGAGUCGCUCCAGUGCUCCGUCUGCUACGAGGGCGGAGAGUGCCCCGCCGGAGGGGCGGUGAGGGCGAGGCCGGGCUGGUGCCGCGUCGUGCUAGAGUCGGACCCGAGCCAAGCCAUCACGCCGCUUGCGUUCGCAAAGUGUUGCGACUCGAGCCAGUGCCCCGGCGGGAGCGGCGAGUCGGCGCGGUGCUCAGAUAGCAUUGGCGUGGUGACGCCGACGGAGAGCUGCACUGUCGCGGCCUACUCGUGGGACACGAUGAGCAGACUACGCUUAACGGCAGGCACUUGGGCGUCGAUGGCCGUGAUCUUGGCGGCCCUGCUUUUGUUGUGCUGCGCCCUCGGCGUGGCGUGCGGGGCUCGGACGGCGGGCCGAAGGACCCGGCGCAUCGCCUCGGCACAGCGCAGCUCGGGGAGGAAAGCAGUCGGUGGUGUGAGGCCUGUCCGCAUGGUGCCAGACCGGCACCAACGGAUGGAGAUGGAUAUGGACGAGGCUUGCUCGGACACGCUCUCGCGCAGCUCAGCAGACUCUGCAGGCUGGUCCCGGCACCAGCGGGACCGGGACCGGGGGCCGCCUCACGGGGACGACAUGAUGGUGCUGGCGCUCGACGAGUUUGCGUCGAUGAGCAAAUCUGACCCGGCGGCGGCUUCGAGUCGCGGGGGUCCGGUGGGUGCCACCCCAGGCGCUCUGGCCGAGCUCACGCCCUCGGGUCUGUCCCUUGCCAUGCUUGGACAGGGUGCGAGCACUGCCGUCGGGGACGCCGGCGGGGAGGUGGAGCAGGUGCCGAGCCCAAAGAAGAAGGGGCGAAGAGCAAGCACCAAGGGCGGCGUCAGGGGCGAAGGAGAAGAGCAAGGCAGCGGUGCUAGCGAAGUCGAGGAGACGAAUAGGGGACUCGAGUCGGGUCGCUAG